Molecule: messenger RNA, 1604 nt
Organism: Plodia interpunctella (Indianmeal moth)
Lineage: Eukaryota; Metazoa; Arthropoda; Insecta; Lepidoptera; Pyralidae
Gene: MESR6
Product: Misexpression suppressor of ras 6
Exons: 4
Coding region: 391-1539 (382 amino acids)
Source: RefSeq, a predicted model, not a curated record
GAUGUGUGUGUGUGUGUUUGAAGUUUGGAAAUUUUAUCUAAUUUGUUGUUAAACUAAAUUGAAGGUGCUGUGAUGACAUAUAAAAACUUUAUUGCACAAAAUUACAAAAAUUAUGUAGGUACCAUAGAUUUAGAAAAAAUGUGUACUAUAGAAUUAGGCCACGCGCAUGUGGCCAUAAAUCUAUGGUAUUAAAAGGUCUACUACUGCCACGGAAACUAUUACUAAAUCUUAAGUAAAUUGUGAUGAUGGAAAACUAUGAGUCAAAGUAAUAUAACAUAAUAAUUUGUUUUGGAAUGGUUAUUACAAACCAUCAGGAAAAGAAACUGUGAAGAUUGUGGAAAUAUGUUAAGAAUUUAAUAAAAUUGGUACAGCUCUAAAAGAUACAUAGAAAUGCCGAAGUCUUCUGGGGAAAGCUCAUUACAGCCAUUGAAAAGGUUUAAAAAAAUCCCCGUUUAUGUCGUAGAAGAGCACAAUGAGGCCUUACAAUUUAUUUAUUCCGCUAUAGGAGGCAAGAAAUUGCCGUGCGAAGGUACCACGUUGUUGCAUUUCGACUCUCAUCCGGACAUGCUUAUAGAUAGGAAGUUGAAAGGAGAGGACGCUCGGGCAGGAAGGAAUCUGUUGCCGCUGCUACAAAUAGAGAACUGGAUAGUACCCGCAGCAGCGGCGGGGUAUCUGGGCCGCGUGGUAUGGCUGCGGCCGCCCUGGGCCACCCAGCUCGCGGACGGAACUCGCGCCGUCCGAGUGGGCGACCACCCCCGCACGGGCCUUUUGCGCGUCGACUGCAAAGAACCAUACUACAUGUCCGAUGCUCUCUAUUCAAACGAAUUAAUAAAUGAACGAAAGUUUACUCUCACAGUCGCAGAAGUACCAAAUCCGACACAACAAAAAUCAGAUGAUGAGCUGCAAAAACUAGUAGAUACGAUAGAUUUAUCUCAACCGUAUGUUCUUGACAUAGAUUUAGACUUCUUUAGCACAGCCAAUCCGUUCUUGUCUUUGUAUGAUAGUAUUAAAUUGUACGAUCUUUUGGAGCCAAUAUUUAAUUUUGAAUUGCCAGAAAAUGAUGAUGUCUUCACGGUAGAAAAAGUAGUAGAGUCCAGGGAGCGGCAGUUGGCUGAGCUGGAACAUAUAUUUGAGCAUCUAGACGAGCACGGAAAUCUACUGACUUACGGAGGGGGGAAAACGGAGCUAUAUACUAAGGUUUCUGCACUCGUGGAUGCAGUGACAAAAGAAGCGGAGAAACUAGGCGAUGCGCCGGACUGGUUCGCAGUGUUCGCAGGGGGGUGUACUAGGGACCAGGGGGGCUUGCCCCACCACAUAAGCACGGAGCAGGAGAUGCGAGACAUGAUCAAGGAGUCAUUGCUUCCUCUACUGCUGAGGCUACCGGCCCCCGUGUUGGUCACUGUCGCCAGGUCAUCUGAUGACGGUUACUGCCCUAAACAUCAGGUGGAUUUAAUUCAGUCGUUAGUAUUACAAAUCUUGAAAGAAGUGUAUGACAUCGACGAUCCGGCUUUACACUAUUUGACUGUGAAUACAAACUAAUGAAUGUUGUAAAAUAAUUGCUGUAAUAUAAGUACCUAUUAUCAAUAAAAAAUUACACAAAUUAA